AUGGCGGCCAUCGGGGCGGCAGCUGCUCUCGCGGCAGGAGGAGCUAUUGGGAUCAUUGCAUAUCAGACAGAGAGCUGCUGUUAUCCACCCUCAGCUGCACGUGUUCCUGUGAAGAAACGAGCUUCUACAGCCACAAGCUUGAUGGGAGAGGUUUUAUGCCACAUUCCGGGGAUGAUGAGCAAGACACGACGCCAUGUCACUCUUGUCGGCGACAUGCUCAUGCACGGCUCUGUGCCGGGGCAUGCCGAAGGAUCUAUAUUUUUGAGAGGCGCGGUUGUAUCCUUGGCUGGGAGUGAGGUGCGGGUGAUGAAGGAGGGGGAAGCUUCCAUUGCUAUCUUUUUGGAGAACGAGGAUGAGGCAGAAUUCUGGGCAGAGGGAUUGACCUCAGCAAUCACAACGUCAGACAGUUUGCCAAAACUGUUCAGCAUGCACAAUCGGGAGAUGCAGAGUCUUGGCAAGCGCAAUGAGGAGUUUGCCUCGCAAAACCACCACAUCUCCAAGAUGCUGAGCCUCAAACGCCGGGAGUUUUGUGAGGUGGAGCGCAAGGCGCAGAACUAUGAGCACGUCGCAGAUAUGCGUCAGCAGGAGGUUCAAGAUUUGCAGGCUCGUUUGGCAGAUUUUACGAAGCUGGCCACGGCCAAAGAGACAGAGAUGAGGCGCAUACGGGAAGAAGUUGAGGCGGAGAAGCAACGACUACGCGACGAACGCUUGAAAAUAGAGGGCCAGGCGGCUUCAGCAACAGCAGAGGCAGCUUCUCGGCGCAACGAAGUUGCGGAGCUCUUCACAGAGGCACAUGAGGAGAGUAGGAAGGGCGAGCACUUCGCAGAGAUCACAGCCUUGCUGGAUACGGGCAAUUUAACGACUCUGCUUGGACCAGCGCGACGGAACCGUCAAGAGGCGCUGAAAGACUGCUUGGAGCUGCGGAAGGUAGUUGCAAAGUGCCUGGAUGACUCAAAGCUUGGCCAGGCCAAGAAGCGGAAGAAGGAGCUGGACGAUACUGUGUGGACAGUCAAAGAUUUGGGCGGUCGCCUUUUGGACGGCGCUGAAGGCCCGCCUCCUGGCUUCAAGGCACCGAGCUGGAUGCCAACUUCGGAAGGAGCGCCAUUGGGAUAUGUGUCUCCUGGCAAAUACCGAGCUCCCGUGAAGUCAGCAGCUUCAAAGGAGGACAAUUCUGUUUACAGCUUCAAGACUCGCAAGCUGGUCGUGGAAUGUGCAGAAUCUGAUGUGAAGGAAGCAGUGCCUGCUGAAGAUUGGGAAUCAAAGGCCAAAGUUGCCUUGCAGCAGGCCUUCAAGCGCUUUGGCCCGGUUCUUGAAGUCCGAGUAAAUUUUCAGAGUGAUGAUGGUGAGAAAGUCGCCUGCGUCCGUUUCGCCAGCGCAAAGACCGUCGAGCUGGCAAUGAACAAGUCACAGCGUGGCUGGCUUCCUGUUGGAGAUAAGCAUGUGCGCGUGAGACUUCCUGCAGCUGAAGCCAAAGCAGAAUGGCGUGUUUUUGCAGCACCUCGCAGGGAAGCUCCGGCAAUUGAGGCUUUGCCGAGCAAAAAGAAGCUGCGUCCCAAUGAAAGGUUCGCGUCGAAGCAGCAGACAACCGAAGAAGAAGAGGCCCAAAAUCAGAGCCAGGCACAGGCGAAGCCUCCACCAGCACCUGAGCCGCCUUUUCAGCCUCCAGAGCCUGACCGCCCGGUGCCGUUGGCGCUGGAAGAAGCAACCUCGGCCGAAGAUAGAGAGGUUGCAAAGGGUGAAGAGGAGAUUGCUCGUGAGCUGAUGAGCUUGCCGCGAAAGCCCUUCGCGGACCAGAAGAAAACACUGAAGGCAAUACGAGCACGAUGGCACCCUGAUAAGAACCCGGACUCGGUGCAGGUUGCGACACGCGUGUUUCAGUUCAUCCAGGCACACGAUGCAUGGUUGCAGCACCACGGGCUUGCCUGA
Messenger RNA from Effrenium voratum, 1926 nucleotides. The record is from the annotation of a GenBank genome assembly. Lineage: Eukaryota; Dinophyceae; Suessiales; Symbiodiniaceae.